CUAACCCUAAGUCCGCCUCUCUCUCUCUCUCUCUCUUCUCACACUCGCCUCUUCUUGUUUCUAUCGAGAUCUAAAAAAAAAAAUGGCUCCGUCUCUGCUCUUGCUUAGAUUUCUUUGUAGAUAUAUUGAUCUAUUCGAGAUGUUUCUUGAUAGGUUUAAUAUAUAUGGGUUCUUGAUUCUUGAUUUUUUUUUAUUCUUGAUUAUCAUAUAUAUGGGUUCUUGAUUCUUGGUUUUUUUUUCUGGGUUCUUGAUUUUGAUAAGGUUUUUGCUUUUCAGAUGUUAAUUGAUAGGGUUUUUGAUAGGUUUUCUUGUUUUUGAUUUUGGUAGGUUUUUUUUUUCUUGAUAGGUUUUUGUUUCUCCGAUUCUUUAGAAGUCUUCUUGAUUUUUAAAGAAGACGUUUAUUAAAAUUUAUUAUGAAUUCGAGCCGUAAUAAACCGGUUUGUAACAACCGGUUUAUUACGGUAUCAAUGUUGGAAAUCAGUCAGGAGCAAUAUAAACACACAUCUAAGCAUCUCCCACAAAUUACUUUAGCUGUCAUCACUCUUUUCAAAUUUCAAAUUUCCAAAACAACUCUCAGAAACCUUUACUAAGAGCACCACUUCGCCUACGAUGAGCACCACUUCGCCUACGAUGAGCACCACUUCGCCUACGAUGAGCACCACUUCGCCUACGAUGAGCACCACUUCGCCUCCGAUGAGCACCACUUCGCCUUCGAUGAGCACCACUUCGCCUUCGCCUCCGCUUCCUUCUGAGAAGCCGCCGCCUACUAUCACUGUUUCUCAGGUAUUGGCGAGGACUUUUUGCUCUUGUUUUUGGAGCAUUGAGGAGCUUGAUGUUACUCAAGCUGCCGAUAUCCAGGGAGUCCACCCUGCUGACUUGGUACAAGAUGAGAUUUGAGUGCAGGGAGCUCAACAUGAAGUCCAAGCUGCGGAUUUACAACCUUUGUAAGUUGUUUAAAGCUUUAUAGUGUAUAGCUGGCUCGAUCGUUGUAUAGCUGGCUCGAUCGUUGUAACCGCUACAAACUUUUGUCCGCCAAACAACGCCUUACCGAACAACAAUGGUGGUUGGUGUAAUCCUCCUCUUCAACACUUUGACCUUGCUCAGCCUUUUUUAAACAACUUACAAAGGUUGUAAAUCCGCAGCUUGGACUUCAUGUUGAGCUCCCUGCACUCCAAUCUCAUCUUGUACUGAGUCAGCAGGGUGGACUCCCUGAAGUCAAAAGGAUAUCAGAAGGUUAAUAGGUUUGAGGCCGGUUGACAAUCAAAUCAGGCAUUAAAAAUAUAAAGAGCCAAUCAAAUCAAGCUAAGUACCAUCAAGGAAACAAAGUUCAAGCUCAUAAUCAAGCUAAGUACCAUCAAGGAAACAAAAAGUCCUAUGCCAAGCGUCUGUAGUCUGUUGCCAAUUGCAAACAAGAAUUGUUUUUAGACAACUUCUAAGCAAACUUACUCUUCCUUAUGCAAACUUACUCUUCCUUUUUGUUUAUCUUGAAGCAAACCAAACUUUCAUACAUUCAUCGUAUCUUCUAUCUCCUUGCUCACAUAUAGAGGAGAUGUGAUUCCGAACUUAUUUUGCUAAUUCAUUUAAGUGGAUAAACAUUGAGGGAUGAGUUUGUGAA
This is a messenger RNA of Camelina sativa (false flax), 1615 nucleotides long. Lineage: Eukaryota; Viridiplantae; Streptophyta; Magnoliopsida; Brassicales; Brassicaceae. The record is from RefSeq and is a predicted model, not a curated record.